Molecule: messenger RNA, 2548 nt
Organism: Drosophila takahashii
Lineage: Eukaryota; Metazoa; Arthropoda; Insecta; Diptera; Drosophilidae
Gene: niki
Product: nimA-like kinase
Biological process (GO): protein phosphorylation
Molecular function (GO): ATP binding; protein kinase activity
Source: RefSeq, a predicted model, not a curated record
AUGAAGAAGUUCCGCGAGAAGGCGAGUUCCCUGCCCAUUUUCAACGGUCGAAUAACCGACGCCACCACGCUGACCACCAGUUCGCUGCAGUUACCUUUGGGCCAGGUUCCGCCCAGGAAGCAAUCCACCUGCACCAGGGUCCUGCCCACCGUUUUUACCAUUACGGACGGCACCACAGGAGCAGCUAGUACCUCCCUGGCGGAGGCCAUGUCCAGCAGCAAGGCCCAGGUGCCCUCAUCGCGACAGGAGAACCUCCUCCAGCUCAGUGUUCCGCGGGAGGCGGCCAUGGGUGUGGUAGGUCCAGAACUGGCCAACUACGAGAAGGUGCGGGUGGUGGGCCAGGGAUCCUUUGGCAUUGCCAUCCUGUAUCGACGCAAGUCCGACGGCCAUCAGAUCGUCUUCAAGCAGAUCAACCUCAGCGAACUGACUCCGCCUGGUCGGGAUUUGGCCAUGAACGAGGUGGACGUCUUCUCGAAGUUACAUCAUCCGAACAUUGUCAGCUACCUAGGCAGCUUUAUCAAGGACAACACACUGCUCAUCGAGAUGGAGUAUGCUGAUGGAGGAACUCUGGCCCACAUCAUAGCCGAGAGACAGGGCAAGCUGCAUUUUCCGGAACGCUAUAUAAUAGCCGUUUUUGAGCAGAUCUCCAGCGCCAUCAACUACAUGCACUCGGAAAACAUCCUGCAUCGGGACUUGAAGACAGCGAAUGUCUUUCUCAACAGACGAGGUAUUGUGAAGAUCGGGGACUUUGGCAUUUCCAAAAUAAUGAACACCAAGAUUCAUGCCCAGACUGUUUUGGGAACCCCCUACUAUUUCAGUCCGGAGAUGUGUGAGGGCAAGGAGUACGACAACAAGAGUGACAUUUGGGCCCUGGGCUGCAUUCUAGGCGAGAUGUGCUGUCUGAAGAAGACCUUUGCUGCCUCCAACCUCUCCGAACUGGUAACCAAGAUAAUGGCAGGCAACUACACUCCUGUGCCCUCGGGUUACACCUCGGGACUGCGAAGUCUUAUGUCCAAUCUGCUACAAGUGGAGGCUGCCCGGCGACCCACCGCCUCCGAGGUUUUGGUCUAUUGGAUUCCGCUCAUUUUCCGCAGCCUUGGAAAAAACAAAGGGUACUCCUAUGAGGAUGAUGUGGGAGGCAGCAGUGGCAACCAACUGAAGGCUCCUGAUCCCGCCACCGCGCACAGCAAUGUGUCCAUGGAGCUGGAACUGCCCACUGCCCAGACCGAGACGAAGCAGCUGAUGAGUGCAGAGACGGCGGCGCCGCACGAGAUCCUCGAGAAGAGAUCCGUGCUCUACCAACUGAAGGCCUUUGGCAACUGCUUCAAUAUGGCGCCCAUCCAGCUGCCGCCCAAGGCCGUCAUCGUGGGCGUGGCCAUGUCCGACUCCCACUUCGUGGUGGUCAACGAGGACGGAUCGGCCUACGCCUGGGGCGAGGGAACCCACGGGCAGCUGGGUCUUACGGCUUUGGAGGCCUGGAAGCACUACCCCAGUCGCAUGGAGAGCGUCCGCAACUACCAUGUGGUGGGCGCCUGUGCCGGCGACGGAUUCACCAUCCUGGUCACCCAGGCGGGCAGUCUCCUCAGCUGCGGCAGCAAUGCCCAUCUGGCCUUGGGCCAGGACGAGCAGCGCAACUACCACAGCCCCAAGCUGGUCGCUCGACUGGCGGAUGUGCGGGUGGAGCAGGUGGCCGCCGGACUCCACCACGUUCUGGCCCUGAGCCGCGAGGGAGCGGUGUAUGUGUGGGGCACCAGUACUUGCGGAGCCCUUGGCCUUGGGAACUACCAGCAACAACAGAAAUUCCCUCAAAAGAUUCUGCUGUCGCAUGUGAAAACCAAACCAUCAAAGAUUUACUGCGGUCCCGAUACCUCCGCCGUGCUGUUUACCAAUGGAGAACUCCAUGUCUGUGGGAGCAAUGACUACAAUAAACUUGGUUUCCAACGUCCCUCGAAGAUCACUGCUUUUAAAAAAGUCCAACUGCCUCAUAAGGUUAUUCAGGCAUGUUUUUCAUCCACUCACUCGGUAUUUCUGGUGGAGGGCGGCUAUGUCUACACCAUGGGUCGAAAUGCGGAGGGUCAGCGUGGAAUCAGACACUGCAACACAGUGGAUCAUCCCACCCUGGUGGAUUCUGUCAAGUCCCGGUAUAUUGUGAAGGCAAACUGCAGCGACCAGUGCACCAUUGUCGCCUCGGAAGACAAUAUCAUCACCGUUUGGGGCACUCGCAAUGGUCUGCCCGGGAUUGGAUCGAGCAACGGUGGCUUAGGAAUGGAGGUUUGCACGCCCAACAACGAACUGGAGCUGGGAAACAACACGGCGGCGUUCACAAACUUUCUGGCCUCGGUUUACAAGUCCGAGUUAAUAUUGGAACCAGUGGAUAUACUGGCUCUGUAUUCCUCGAAGGAGCAGUGCGACCGAGGGUAUUACGUCCAGGUCCAUGACAUCUAUCCCUUAGCCCACAGCGUUUUGGUGCUGGUGGACACGACCACGCCACUUAUAUCCUCCUACGAAGGCGACUACCCGCAGCUUUAGUUUAAAUAAAUCUUACAAA